This is a messenger RNA of Protobothrops mucrosquamatus (brown spotted pit viper), 3871 nucleotides long. RefSeq names its product ubiquitin carboxyl-terminal hydrolase 15. The record is from RefSeq and is a predicted model, not a curated record. Gene Ontology annotation, biological process: protein deubiquitination. The transcript is spliced from 16 exons. NCBI's taxonomy places the organism in Eukaryota, Metazoa, Chordata, Lepidosauria, Squamata, Viperidae. Gene Ontology annotation, molecular function: cysteine-type deubiquitinase activity. The coding region runs from base 60 to 2234 and encodes 724 amino acids.
CUUUACCAAAGAUCUCUCCAUCUCUAUCAAAUAUUUAUAACAACAUCAACAACAGAAACAUGAAAAAUUCAAACUACUGCCUUCCUUCAUACACUGCUUAUAAAAAUUAUGACUACUCAGAGCCAGGAAGACACAAUGAACAGCCCGGUCUUUGUGGUCUAAGUAAUUUGGGAAAUACAUGUUUCAUGAAUUCAGCAAUUCAAUGUCUCAGCAAUACACCUCCACUCACAGAAUAUUUCCUUAAUGAUAAAUAUCAAGAAGAGCUAAACUAUGACAAUCCAUUAGGAAUGAGAGGUGAAAUUGCAAAAUCUUAUGCAGAGCUCAUCAAGCAGAUGUGGUCAGGAAAAUACAGCUAUGUCACUCCAAGAGCUUUUAAGACACAGGUAGGACGAUUUGCACCCCAGUUUUCAGGAUAUCAGCAACAAGACUGCCAAGAAUUGCUGGCCUUUCUUCUAGAUGGUUUGCAUGAGGAUUUGAAUCGUAUUAGAAAAAAGCCUUAUAUUCAGCUAAAAGAUGCUGAUGGAAGACCAGAUAAGGUGGUUGCUGAAGAAGCUUGGGAGAACCAUUUGAAACGAAAUGAUUCCAUCAUUGUAGAUAUAUUUCAUGGACUCUUUAAAUCAACUCUAGUUUGUCCGGAAUGUGCCAAGAUCUCUGUAACAUUUGAUCCCUUUUGUUAUUUAACUCUCCCUCUACCUAUGAAAAAAGAACGUAGUUUGGAAGUUUAUUUAGUUAGACUGGAUCCACUUUCCAAACCCAUGCAGUACAAAGUAGUAGUACCAAAAAUUGGAAAUAUACAGGAUCUCUGCAUCGCAUUAUCAACUUUGGCAGGUGUUGCUGCAGAUAAGAUGAUCGUUACUGAUAUAUAUAAUCAUAGAUUUCAUAGAAUAUUUGCAAUGGAUGAAAAUCUAACUAGUAUUAUGGAACGUGAUGACAUUUAUGUAUUUGAAAUUGCUAUCAACAGAACUGAAGAUACAGAGCAAGUUGUAAUUCCAGUUUGUUUAAGGGAAAAGUUUCGUCAUAGUGGUUAUAGCCAUCAUAGUGGUUCAACACAUUUUGGACAACCUUUCCUUAUAACAGUGCCUAGAAAUAACACUGAAGAUAAACUGUAUAACCUUCUGCUAUUAAGAAUGUGUCGAUAUGUGAAAACCUCUGCUGAAACAGAAGACAGUGAAGCAUCUCUCCAGUGCUGCAAGGACAAUAGUAUCAAUGGUAAUGGUCCAAAUGGAAUUCAUGAAGAAGGAUCUCCAAGUGAGAUGGAAACUGAUGAACAAGAUGAUGAAUCUAGCCAAGAUCAAGAACUGCCUUCUGAAAAUGAAAACAGUCAGUCGGAAGAUUCUGUUGGAGGCGAUAAUGAUUCUGAAAAUGGAUUAUGCACAGAGGAUUCCUGCAAGGAUCGAUUCAUAGGGCACAAAAAACGAUUGUUCACAUUCCAGUUCAACAGCUUAGGCAAUACAGACAUCAAUUAUGUCAAAGAUGAUACCAGGCAUAUACGAUUUGAUGACAGACAACUUAGACUAGAUGAGAGAUCUUUCUUGGCUUUGGAUUGGGACCCUGAAUUCAAGAAGAGAUACUUUGAUGAAAAUGCUGCCGAGGAUUUUGAAAAACAUGAAAGUGUGGAAUAUAGACCUCCAAAAAAACCAUUUGUAAAAUUAAAAGAUUGCAUUGAGUUAUUUACAACUAAGGAAAAGUUGGGUGCUGAAGAUCCAUGGUAUUGCCCAAACUGUAAAGAACACCAGCAAGCUACCAAGAAACUAGAUUUGUGGUCGCUACCACCAGUACUGGUGGUGCAUCUAAAACGUUUUUCUUAUAGCAGAUACAUGAGAGAUAAAUUGGAUACAUUGGUUGACUUCCCAAUAAAUGAUUUGGAUAUGUCUGAAUUCCUAAUUAAUCCAAAUGCUGGACCUUGUCGCUAUAAUUUGAUUGCAGUGUCAAAUCAUUAUGGAGGCAUGGGAGGAGGGCAUUAUACUGCUUUUGCAAAAAAUAAAGAUGAUGGGAAAUGGUACUACUUUGAUGAUAGCAGUGUGUCGACUGCAUCAGAAGAACAAAUUGUGUCCAAAGCAGCCUAUGUGCUCUUCUAUCAAAGACAGGACACAAUCAGUGGAACUGGUUUUUUCCCUCUUGAUCGGGAAACUAAAGGUGCUUCUGCUGCUACAGGCAUUCCAUUAGAGAGUGAUGAAGACAGUAAUGAGAAUGACAAUGAUAUAGAGAAUGAAAAUUGUAUGCACACUAAUUAAUCGAAGAACUAGAAGCCAUACAGAGAAGAACUUCCUGAUGGGAGCUCUCGAUUAAAAAAAUGAAAUUAUCCACCAAAUUAAAAAUAAAAUCUGAGAUGGGAAAUUUCAGAUGACAGAAUGUAAAUCCUUGUUAUAUUUUAACUUGUGCAUUACCUGAAGUGAAACACAAUGAAAACAUUAGAAUGUGUCUCUAAUAUCUUUGCAAACUUGUAUUCACAAGCUAUAUAGGAAAUAAAAAUAAACCCCUUUGCAAUUUCUGCUGCAAUCUGGAUGAAUUACAGUUUCUUUGUUUUGGAUACAAAAUAAUAUUGACAAUUUGUGGAUUUGUUUUUUUGUCUCAAUACCCCAGGAAUAUUACUGCAGAACCUCUGUUUUUCAAUGGAUGUGUCCUUAGACCAGUAACAAAAAAUUGACUAGUAUAUUCAACACAAUGCAGCAGCAUUCUUGGAAUGUCAGAUUUUCAAGUAUCUCCCUCAAAUGUUGAUUGAAAAGAAACUUAAUCAUGAUAAAAUGACUUGGAAAAGGUGUUUUAACCUUUUGUAAUAAAAGUAAUCUUCCAGAAUAUUAUGUUCAUCUUACUGCUGCUGUGGAACAGGUUCUGGAUUUCAUGCUGCAUUAAGGAAUUGAAUUUUUCAAUUAAAUGUACUGUAAGUAUCCCUCAUUGCUUGUUGGAUCUACUUUGUAAACAUAAUUCCUGUUAUCUUGUUUAUAAGAUGUGCGUAACUUUAAUCUGGUGUCAGUCCAAAAAUUUUAACUGUGCUGUAAGUCCUUCCUCCCCAUUUUUAGUAGUUUGACAGUUUACAAACUACAUACAGUGUAAUAGAUUCCAAUUUUUAAUAGUAUACUGUAUUCAUAGUAAUGACUGUGCAUCAAGCUUAGAUGACUUUUCCAUAUAACUUGCCUUCAAAUUUGUUAAUGGGCAACUGGUUCAAAGGUAGGUCUGCUAAUUUUUCAUGUGCAUUGGUGAAUCACCAUAGCCUUACAUCUUAUCUCAAAAGGUAACUUUACUUAAUAUAGAAGAAUUGGCAUUUGCAUGUUCAAGAGUCAGAACCUGUACAGUAAGUAGAUAAAGUAUACAUACCUUGAAUUGGGUUUUAAUCGUGUUGAAAGAGUAUGGGAUGCCAAAAAUAAGUGUGACCAUUCGAAACUUUUUUGUUUGCCAUUUUCCCUUUGAUAGUUGAAGAAAAGUAUUGUUGAACCAUAUACAAUACUGUCUUUGACAGAAACUCUCUACCUGUGGAGGCACACUUCACAUAUCUACUACCUAAGAUCCCACCACUGUUAAAGCAAAAAGUAUGAUCUUCACUUGAACUAAGCAAAUACAAUAGGUUAUAAAUUGUGUAUUGUAAAUAAAGUUCACUCUGUGAGUGCACAUUUUGGUAAAUUAUUUAUUUAUGUUAGCAUUUAAAAAUUUAAAAUUGCAUUUGACCAGAAUAAAAUUUGGUUUGUGGACAUGGCUUCGCUUUAUACUUUGAUAUUAAAAGCUGGUGUUUAAUCCUGAUAUUUUAAAGCUGCUUUUUUUUCAAUGUAAGCUAGCCUCCUGCAUGACAGAGGUUGAAAAUUGUCUGCACUUGAGUUCACUUGGGUUUACAUUUGAAAUGCGCAUGUUUUAUUUAUAAAAAUUUCAAUAAAGCUAU